This is a messenger RNA of Linum trigynum, 1158 nucleotides long. The record is from the annotation of a GenBank genome assembly. NCBI's taxonomy places the organism in Eukaryota, Viridiplantae, Streptophyta, Magnoliopsida, Malpighiales, Linaceae.
AUGCUAAUUUACAAUAAAAGUAACAUUUUCGACGUCACAAGCUAUGGCGCUGUUGGAGAUGGCAAAACGGAAGCAUCUCAGGGUUUCUUGAAAGCAUGGGCCGACGUUUGUGGCAAGGAGAAUGCGAUUCCGACGCUAUUAAUACCAGCUAAUCAGACGUUCCUCUUGAACCCAGUUGUAUUCAACGGUCGCAAUUGCAAGUCGAAUGCCAUUCAUGUCCAGUUGCAAGGUACGAUUCUGGCGCCGGACAACGUCGAAGCAUGGGAUGAUAAAAGGGGAGGGAACUGGCUUCGCUUCUCGGAUGUCUUCGGUUUGAUCAUCGACGGCGGCGGCAGGAUUGACGGGCGCGGCGAGAUCUGGUGGCGGCUUUUCAGAGCGCUGUUGUUCCACAACUGCAGCAACCUGCAGCUCAGCGGAGUGCACCACGUGAACAGCCAGAAGAACCACAUCAGCUUGAACGGCUGCAACAAUGUCCAGCUCUCCCAUCUCACCAUCACCGGACCGGAGGACAGCCCCAACACCGACGGCGUCGACGUCUGUUACUCCACCAACGUCCAAAUCCGCAGCUCUUUCAUUGCAACAGGCGACGACUGCAUCGCGAUCAAUGGGUUCUCGUCGUUCAUCAACAUCUCCGAGAUCGCCUGUGGGCCUGGACACGGGAUCAGCGUCGGAAGCCUGGGCAAAGGUGGAGCUUACGAGACGGUGGAGGAGGUCCACGUCAGAAACUGCACUUUCUACCGAACCCGGAACGGUGCUCGAAUCAAGACUUGGCAGGGUGGAAGGGGCUAUGCAAGGAAGAUAAGCUACGAGGACAUCAUACUGAUAGACACCAGGAACCCAAUCAUAAUCACCCACGAGUACAUGAACCAUCACUUACUUCCUGCAGAUCCCACGGCGGCGCCGCCGCCGCCGUCAUCAUCCGACGUGGAAAUCAGGGACGUUUGGUUCCGGCGAGUGAACGGGACUUCAUCUGUUGGGAGGGCGAUCAACUUCGACUGCGGUGGCGCUGCAGGGUGUACGGGAGUUCACCUUGAGGACGUCCACAUUGUAUCCUCUCCUACUGUGAUUCCUCCCGUAGAAGCAGUGUUUGCAGAGUGCAAUAACGCCCAUGGAGAUUCGGUUUCCACCACCCCCCCCGUCGGCUGCCUGUUACCUUGA